Eupeodes corollae is the source of this 811-nucleotide messenger RNA. Its product is annotated as ubiquitin-conjugating enzyme E2 T-like. Lineage: Eukaryota; Metazoa; Arthropoda; Insecta; Diptera; Syrphidae. The record is from RefSeq and is a predicted model, not a curated record. The coding region runs from base 121 to 660 and encodes 179 amino acids. The transcript has 3 exons.
AAUAUUUGUUGUUACGCCACUGCAGCUGUCAUAAAAUCCGUAACUUUGUAAAUUAGCGCCAAAUUUAAAAUCAAAAUAAAUACAAAAUUGAAAAAUUUAACUAUCUUCAUUCAAAGAAUAAUGUAUUCCAAAAUAAAGUCUAAUAGAAUUCCCGUAGAACUACAACAAAUUGAAAAGACCCAAGAUGCCCACGGUAUAACUUGUAUUCCCAAAGAUGAUUCAAACUUUACAGACCUGAUUGCCACAAUUCCAGGGCCUGUAGGCUCCCCUUAUGCCACUGGCAAGUUCGAAUUAAACAUCACAGUUGGUGAACAAUAUCCAUUCCGCCCGCCGACCUUUAAGUUUAAUACACCAGUUUUUCAUCCCAAUAUCGAUAGCAGUGGUCAAAUAUGUCUUGACCUAUUAAAAAUGCCUCCAAGUGGUACGUAUAACCCAGCAAUCCGAUUGGAAUCUAUAUUACUAUCCAUUCAGCUUUUGCUGGCCAACCCAAAUCCAGAUGAUCCUCUCCAAGGUGAUGCUGCUGAUAUGUAUAAAAACAAUAUUGAAAUGUUUAACCAAAAGGCACGCGAACAUACGCUAAGGUAUGCAACUGCUCAAGGCUGCACGAAAGAUGAAACUGACACCGAAAGUGUCCCAACAAAGAAACAAAAAGUUGGAUGAGUAAAUAUACAUUCCUAAGAGCCUUAUUCCAUUACUUAAAAGUCGUCGAUUUUCUUAACUUUCUUGCGGUAAUAAAAAUCAUUGAUUCAUCUAUCAGAUUUAUUGCGAUGGGAAUGGCACGAAUUUAUUAACUAACAUAAACUAACAAGAA